CACAGGAGAAACUGUUCCAAUGCCAAAGCAUGUUUGUUGGCUAGUCAGAAGUUACGUCCCACUGAAUUCAAGGAGACUUGCUCUCCGGUGGCAAGCGGCUCUCGUGCCUCAGAACAAGACCUCACCUAGCCGUGCAACCCUGUCUCCAACCGAGACCAGCUAGAUGCCCACCUCUUUCCCUGGAAGCCCACAAGUAGUGCACGACGAACGCAGAAGAUAUCCAGAGAAUUCCAGGUGCUUAGGGGUGCAGCAGGAGACUGGCCCUACAGACAAGGAUGGAGCAGGCACCCCACCGGUCUCCUCGUCCAGGCCGUUUGAACCAGAAGAGAUGCAACUAAUAGAAUCCUUUCAAGGUGUACCCACAGAAGAGCAAAACAAAAUCGUGACAAAGUUGGACCGGCUCAAAAUUCUGUUGGAAAAAUUGCAAGUAGAACAACACAGCUCAGCUUGUAAUAGAGAAAUCAUGCGGGAUCAGAAUCUGGCGGAUCCUAUCAUCCGAUCAUCUGGAAAGAACUCCUGCUCCAUGGUCUCCUAUCACACCAAACAACAGACUGUGGCGGAAAUCAAUCUAAUCCCUUUUAAAAAUGUUCCCAGCUGUGAGGAGAGUAUCCCCACCAUUAGAUACUCCAAAAACAAUCCCGAGCCACCCUAUGGCCCUUCUUGGAUCGACAUGUGUUAUCUGGAGAAUGACAAACUGGGCUCUCCCGGAAAGAACGUUUCUCCACCUGACCCUCCUGGCACUCAGGUCGGCCCAAUUAUCUCUGUUGAAGGGCCUUUGUGGCCAUGAAUUUGGGACAUCUGAACAAAUGCAAAUUCCAAACAAGUGUCAAUGAGACAUUCACGUAGUGCUAUAAUGCAUUCUGCAUAGUCACAUUUUUACCAAAGACCUACAGUAUUUUAGAAAUGUUGGCAGGAGUUCUAAAAUAAUUUUAAUUGGUGCUUUUUUCCAGCAUCCCUCAUCUGUAAAAUCCAUGAGCUUGAAGCUCUACAAGACCAGCUGUGCACACCUGAAAGAAUGAAUUACAGAAUUCUUUCUAGGAAGUACAAAAAUAAUUUUCCAAUUGGAAUCAUCUCAUGAAUAUGAGCCAAUAAAUUGAGACCUCCACGGUGAGAAUGGAAAGUAAUGCUUCCAUCUGGUGACCCCUGAAUCUCUCCUUGGCAAUCAAAUAAUGGUGCCUGACUGUUCACGCACAGUAGCGUGUCUCAAAAAGUUGUCUGUACACUACAAAAUGAAUUCAUUGUAGUAGAACUGUAGCAUUUUUUAAAAAGUUACAUUCUGCGAAUUGAGAUGGCUAUGUAUAAACCACAAUCAACACAGAGCCAAUCCACAAGUUUAAAUCCAUUGGUUUUGGUGGGCUUAAAUAUACCUAAUUAUGUUGCAUAGUGCUCGUUUCUCUACAUUGACCAGCGGAACUGGAAAAUGGGUGUUGUUCUCCAUCUUGGCAGCCUCUUUUCAACACUGAACCCUCUCCAGGUAGCUGUUUGUAUCAAUUUAUCUAUUGACUGUGUGUCAGCCAAGCCUCUGAUAAUGAUUAGUGAAGCUGGCAUGGUGGCAAUGAAUGUUCAGUUGCUGAGGGAAGUAACCAGUAGUUCAGCUUCUGAGAGGGAACAGAAACAUCAGUUUGGCUGGGAUUAGAAUUUCAUACAGUGGCAGGUUGGAGACUAGAGAAAGGAGGCUUCUGUUGUUUUUGUAAAGGCUAAAGAUAACCACUUUUAAUAUGUUAUAAAUUUUGCUUUAGUCUCAGGAGAAGUCAACUACUUAGCACACUAUUGGUGCAAGGGCCAGAUCUGUAUGGUAAAAGCAGUGACUGUCAUGAGUAUCAUACAUAGGUAACACAUACAUUGACACAAAUAUGGUUUUCUGCAAGCUGAAUGUGGACAUGCAAGGUUAUCUUCUCUCUAGUCUUUGGGAUUGUUACUAAAUGAAGGCAAUUGCCUUUGAUGCCUGGUGACUACUCUUGCAUCCCACCUAUCUGAGUGUGGCUGAAAAAGAAACAGUUUGUCAAUCUUAAAACUGGCUAGAAGAAGAAGAGGAGAGCAUGCAAUUUUGGAGCAAGCUAGCAAGAAGCAGCUUAGGAACUGCAGGCAUGUCCUGUUCCUUUGGUAGGGAUAGAUACUGCAAGACUUGUAUUGCUUAUCCAUGUGCCUGCUUGCUCUCACCAGCUCAACCUCUAUGUUUGUCAACAGCUAUUACAAACACAAUACAAGCUUCUUCCUCGCAGUGAACUGGACUCUGUGAGAUGAGUGCAAAACAAACAGAUGAGACUUUUAUGCUAAGGAGUAACAAGAUUAAACCUUGAAAUUUGCUUUGCUUGCCUCUUGUUGACACUAUCUGUAUGGUAGAACCAGAUGUUGGAGCAACAUUCAACUAUACUGCCUCUCACUGGGCUCUCUCUGUGAUGUUCAUGGUCCUAAGGCCUUGACAGGGCUAAUGCAAUAUCCCUUCCAAAGGAACUGAAGACAAACUGCCAGCAGUGUCCCCAUGAAUGGGGAUGACCUCAUCCCCCAGACAUGCAGAGCUAGGAUUAUGUGAGAACAGAAAAUAUUUACUGCAGCACCAGUGGGGAAAGGGGGAGGGAAGGGUCCCACAUAAAAAUGUAUGUGUGCAAAAAAAUAAAGGGAACCCAAGUCUAUCAACAGGCACUAGGCAUUUACGGUGGAAUUUCUGUGUAUUGCUCACUCACCUUUCAGGGGCAUCUACAGAAUGUUGUCAUCUAAUCAUUAUCCUGUAUUUUCCUGUGGUCCUUCCUUUAGAAACUCUGUUUAUCGAGCAUUCACCCUGAUUUGCUUGUAUAAAGCAAUUUGUACCAUCCACAAAUUUGAUCAGCACAAUUG
Molecule: messenger RNA, 2835 nt
Organism: Rhineura floridana
Lineage: Eukaryota; Metazoa; Chordata; Lepidosauria; Squamata; Rhineuridae
Exons: 2
Coding region: 164-787 (207 amino acids)
Source: RefSeq, a predicted model, not a curated record